This is a messenger RNA of Lycium barbarum (goji berry), 336 nucleotides long. Its product is annotated as protein ELF4-LIKE 3-like. Gene Ontology annotation, biological process: positive regulation of circadian rhythm; entrainment of circadian clock. The transcript has a single exon. NCBI's taxonomy places the organism in Eukaryota, Viridiplantae, Streptophyta, Magnoliopsida, Solanales, Solanaceae. The coding region runs from base 1 to 336 and encodes 111 amino acids. The record is from RefSeq and is a predicted model, not a curated record.
AUGGAAGGGGAUACAUUUUCAGGGCUAGGUAAUGGUAGUAGUAGUACACAAAUAGAUGGAAAGGUAUUUCAGACAUUUCAAAAGAGUUUUGUACAAGUGCAGAACAUAUUGGAUCAGAAUAGGCUGCUAAUCAAUGAGAUAAACCAAAACCAUGAGUCCAAAAUCCCUGAUAACUUAAGCAGAAAUGUUGGUUUAAUCAGAGAGCUAAACAACAAUAUCAGAAGGGUUGUUGACCUUUAUGCAGAUCUUUCAUGUUCUUUCACAAAAUCAGUUGAUGCUUCAUCUGAAGGGGAUUCAAAUGGAAAAGCUAGCCACAAAAGGAGCAAGCCUAUUUAG